This is a messenger RNA of Syzygium oleosum, 1373 nucleotides long. RefSeq lists its product as uncharacterized. The record is from RefSeq and is a predicted model, not a curated record. Bases 174 to 1031 code for a protein of 285 amino acids. Gene Ontology annotation, biological process: mitotic sister chromatid cohesion. Gene Ontology annotation, molecular function: N-acetyltransferase activity. The transcript is spliced from 4 exons. NCBI's taxonomy places the organism in Eukaryota, Viridiplantae, Streptophyta, Magnoliopsida, Myrtales, Myrtaceae. Gene Ontology annotation, cellular component: cytoplasm; NatA complex.
UGAGGCCGUCCGCGCAUGGCCUCUCCACAGAUUUCUGUGAUCAGAAAACUGAUGGUCUUUACGUGCUCGAGCAAGAGCUUCAAUGGAUAAAGAACGUGCAACUGCGCACACGCGCACGCCCAAGCACGCAGAAGAAGCCAUUUGAUCGCCCCCCGGUCGUGCUCUAACGUAGCAUGGUUCAUAUGAUAGCUCCCAGCUGUCACCUCAUUUCGAGCGGCUGCUUCGCGCGAGGCCUGUUCCGCGACGCCAGCCUUAAACAAAGCGCCGGCGACGAUCUUGUCUGUCAAAUCGUUCGCUGCAGAGAGCUCCGGGAGAGAGAAAGAUGGCGGCGCGAGGGGAGAGGCGGAGUUCCCGCAUUACGGUGCGCGUUGUCGUCGCCGGAGGAAGCGGAAUUUGGAGGAAUUACGGGGUUGAGGACAGAGCGGAGAGACGACGGCGGCGGUGGACGGUUCGAGUAUCUUGUGAAGGCGCACGGAUGGGGAGCGAGGAGGUUGAUCGAAGACGGAGUCGAGAUGAGGGCGGUGGCUCGAAUCCAAGCCGAAGCCUUCCAUGAACCGGUGGCUCUCUUCAACGAUCUCUUCUUCCAGUUUUUCCAGGCAGAAGUGCUCGCCGGGCUCCUUUACAAACUCCGAAACUCGCCUUCAGACAGGUAUGCCUGCUUAGUGGCUGAGCCCACGGCGAGUGUUCCUGAGCACGAAGAUGGAGUGGUCGGAGUGGUCGACGUCACGGUGUUGAGUGAGGAGGCCGUGCUUCAGUACUUACCGGGAGCUGAAGAGUACCUCUAUGUGUCCGGCAUUGCAGUGUCCGAGAGCUUCAGGAGGCGGAAAGUGGCGACCGCACUGCUCAAAGCCUGUGAUGAGCUCUGCAUGGGAUGGGGCUACCUGUAUCUGGUGCUCCGAGCCCAUGAGGACGACUCUGGCGCUCGCACAUUGUAUGCAAACGCGGGGUAUAGAGUCGUGACAGGUGAUCCCGUGUGGGUCUCUUGGAUCGGGAAAAGGCGACGCGUCCUUAUGAUCAAGAAAAUCGGGUGAAUUGUAGCACGAAAUCCGACUGCCGUGCGCCAUUCGCCUCUGGAAAUUUUCAGAGUAACACAAAACAGAGGAGGAGAUAACAUUGAUUGUAUUCUGUGUGCAAUGGGCAUCCUUGCAACUUGGAGGGUCAAAAAACAGGAUGGUCCAGGGUAACUAUUUAGCACCCUACUCCAUCAAAUCCCAGAAAUCAAGUUUGAAUUGGAAAAUCACCACAAACUUUUAGAAUAUUUCCGAAUUCGACCCGAAAAACAUGUAUCUAUCUCAAUUGAUCCCCCCUGUUCUAACUUGUGAGGACGAUGUGGUUUUGAUGGAUCAUAAUGUUGAAAGACGCAUUGUUGUUUC